Messenger RNA from Copidosoma floridanum, 774 nucleotides. It is a transcript of the gene Naxe, whose product is annotated as NAD(P)HX epimerase. Gene Ontology annotation, molecular function: NAD(P)HX epimerase activity. Lineage: Eukaryota; Metazoa; Arthropoda; Insecta; Hymenoptera; Encyrtidae. The record is from RefSeq and is a predicted model, not a curated record. Gene Ontology annotation, cellular component: mitochondrion.
GGGGCCUUCAAAUUUUGCUUAUCAGUACAAGAUCACAAUUUUUUGUAUUUGUCAGUUAUGGAAGUAUCAAAACAGUCUACAACGGUCAAGUAUCUCAAUCAAUCAGAAGCAAUAAACAUUGAUAAGGAAUUAUUUGAAAAGUACAAGUUCAGUGUUGAUCAAUUAAUGGAAUUGGCAGGCCAAAGCUGUGCUAUAGCAAUUGCAAAGUGCUAUCCACUUUCUGCUGAAUCAAAAAAUAAUGUUCUGGUGUGCUGUGGUCCAGGAAACAAUGGGGGUGAUGGUUUAGUUUGUGCCAGACAUUUAAAGUUAUUUGGAUACUUACCAGAGCUGUACUACCCUAAAAAAACAAAUAAUAAUCUUUACCAUAAUUUACUUCAUCAGUGUAAAGAGAAUGACAUUCCAGUUUUAGAAAAAACUACAGAUAUCAAAGAUACUAAAAAUUACAAGGUUAUUGUUGAUGCUCUUUUUGGAUUUAGUUUCAAGCCACCUGUGAGACCAGAUUUUGUCUCAAUCAUUAACGUGUUAAAAAGCUCAAGUGCACCCAUUUGUAGCAUUGAUAUUCCAUCAGGAUGGAAUGUUGAAAGUGGACCACCACAGGAAGAUGGUAUUGAACCAGAAAUGCUGGUAUCACUGACUGCACCAAAACUUUGUGCUAAAAGCUUUAAUGGAAAAUAUCACUAUCUAGGAGGUAGAUUUGUGCCCAAAAAUUUAGAAAUGGCUCAUAAAUUAAAUUUACCAAAAUAUCCAGAAACAGAUUUGGUAGUACCUUUGUAA